AUGCCACUCUGCGGCUCAAGUUCGGCGAGUGUUGGUGGCUUUGCCAAGAAACCAAUCCAAAGAAAAAUAGUGGUCUGUGGAGAUGGUGGAUGUGGGAAGACGAGCUUGUUGAACGUCUUCACAAGGGGUUUCUUUACCCAAGUCUAUGAGCCAACAUUCGAGAACUACGUACAAGAUGUCAAGUCGAUGACCAACUGGUUGAACUCUCACUGUGGGACACGGCUGGUCAAGAAGACUUUGACAUUGCGAUCACUAUCAGGAGGUGCUAGAGCAUUGCCCAGGGUCAAAAUAGUUCUAGUAGGGAUGAUCCGGUGGUCCGAGAUCGUCUCUCGAGGUUUGGAUCACGUCCAGUUAUCUAUGAAGAGGGACUUGCAAUUGCUCGACGAAUACGAGCGAGUCGAUACCUCGAAUGUUCAUCCAAUAUAA
This is a messenger RNA of Rhizoctonia solani, 426 nucleotides long. RefSeq names its product GTP-binding protein Rhb1. Bases 1 to 426 code for a protein of 141 amino acids. The record is from RefSeq and is a predicted model, not a curated record. Lineage: Eukaryota; Fungi; Basidiomycota; Agaricomycetes; Cantharellales; Ceratobasidiaceae. Gene Ontology annotation, molecular function: GTP binding; GTPase activity. The transcript is spliced from 9 exons.